This is a messenger RNA of Lotus japonicus, 1479 nucleotides long. RefSeq lists its product as uncharacterized. NCBI's taxonomy places the organism in Eukaryota, Viridiplantae, Streptophyta, Magnoliopsida, Fabales, Fabaceae. The coding region runs from base 1 to 1479 and encodes 492 amino acids. The transcript has 2 exons. The record is from RefSeq and is a predicted model, not a curated record.
AUGGACAACAAGGAGGGAGGAUCGGUUAAUAGGCCACCAAUUCUGGAUGGAACCAAUUAUGAUUACUGGAAGGUUCGUAUGACUGCAUUUCUUAAGUCUAUUGACAACAAGACUUGGAAGGCCAUUGUCAAAGGUUGGAAUCAUCCCAUCAAAGGGCAAGCUGAGGGAAGUACCUCAAAUGCGGAAGAGAAACCUGAAGAAGAAUGGACAAAGGAUGAAGAUGAAGCUUCUUUGGGAAACUCUAAGGCGUUGAAUGUUAUCUUUAAUGGAGUAGACAAGAACAUGUUCAGGUUGAUCAACACUUGCACUGUGGCAAAGGAUGCCUGGGAGAUUUUGAAGACAGCUCAUGAAGGCACCACCAGAGUAAGAAUGUCAAGGCUCCAUAUGCUUACUACUCAGUUUGAGAACUUAAUGAUGACUGGGGAUGAGACUAUUUUUGAAUUUCACAUGCGUGUGCGUGACUUGUCCAAUGCCUCGUUUGCUCUGGGAGAACCCAUGUCUGAUGAGAAGCUUGUAAGGAAAAUCUUGAGGUCUGUUACUAGCAAAUUUGCUAUGAAAGUCACUGCUAUUGAAGAAGCUCAAGACAUCAGCGGUAUGAAGGUUGAUGAACUCAUUGGUUCUAUGCAGACUUAUGAGUUGAAGUUGGGUGAUAAGCCUGAGAAGAGGAGUAAAAGCAUAGCCUUUGUCUCCAACACUGAUGAUGGAGAUGAUGCUGACUGUGAAGGUGAAAAUUUAUCUGAAGCUCUGGCUCUACUAGCAAAGAAAUUUAAUAGAGCUCUAAGGAAGAUAGACAGAAGAAACAGGCCAAAUAAACAAAAGAAAAGCAUGGUUGUUACAUGGCCAGAUGAAGACAAUGAAGAUGAGGAAGAACUUUCUGCAAACAGAGUUAAUGCCUUCUCAGGAACUGUUGAUGGUUCAGAAUCUAGUGAUGAGGAGAUGACAGAUGAAGAGUUGGAGGAGACUUACAGGCUUUUGCACACUAAAUGGGAGGAAGCAUGCAAACUUCUGGAAGAGCAAGAAGAUAAUAUAGAGCAACUCAAGUCAGAAAAUGAAAAGCUGAGAGGGAUUAUUGACAAGCUGCAAGUUGAUCUUGAUGAAUGGAACACAAAGCUUAAAGAUGUUGAUACUGCAGAAAAAGGUAAACUGAUGAUGAUUAACGCAGAACUUCAAGAAAAGGUUGUCACUCUGACAAAUAAACUUGAAGCCACUCAUAAAUUUGUACGUAUGCUGAAUAGUGGAUCUGAUAUGCUGGAUGAGAUUCUGAAGGAAACAAGCAAACAAGGGAGGAGCAUGAAAGGGAUUGGUUUCAAUUACAAUACUGCCAACAAGGAAAAUCCGAAGCUGCCAAAGAAAUUUGUUGGUGCUAAAAUGAAAUCUGAAUUCAAUAACCCCAUCAACUAUCAGAUGUCAAACCCGAUGUCUCAGCAUGUGCCUCAACAUGGGGGUUCUUGUUUGAAAAAUGCUAAGUCUAACCCAUGA